AGCAGGAGGGGUGGGGGGGCGGACCGGACCUCAAACUGGAGGGGGUCGGCGCAGGGGGGGGCGGGGGCAUCCACGGCCUCCCCCAGAUACGAGACAACAAGAAUGCAACCAACAACGGGGAGACCAUGGUGCACGUGCUGAAGGGGAACAUCGGUACGGGUCUGCUGGCUAUGCCCGAGGCCUUCCUCAAUGCCGGGCUGUGGGUGGGCCUGGCCGGCAUACCCAUCCUCGGCAUCAUUUGCAUCCACUGCAUGCACACACUCCUCAAGUGUUCGCGGGAGCUAUGCAAGCGGACGGGUCGGUCGGCGAUGAGCUACGAAGAGACGGCGAAGGUGUCGUUCAGCUCUGGCCCCCCGGCGUGCCAGCGGUGGGCCAACGUUGUGGGCUAUACCAUCACCACCUUCCUCAUCAUCACGCAAAUGGGCUUCUGCUGCGUCUACUUCGUCUUCAUCCCGCAGAACAUCCAGCGGGCCAUUGAGGGCAUGAACGGAGGCGAUGUGGGUAUCAGCAACUUCGCCUUCCUCUCCAUGUUCAUCGUCCCCGUCCUCCUCAUCUGCUACAUCCCAGACCUCAAGUACCUCGCGCCCGUGUCCCUGGUGGCGGCCGUGGUGCAGACAGUGGGGCUAGCCAUCUGCUUCUACUACAUGGUGCGGGAUCUGCCCAGGGUGAGCGAGGAGGUCCCGGGAUGGGCGGGAUGGGCCAAGCUGCCGCUGUACUUCGGGUCCGCGGUCUACGCUUUCGAGGGCAUUGGGCUGGUGCUGCCGCUGGAGAAUAACAUGCGUACCCCUGCAUCCUUCGGGGGUCUGACGGGGGUCCUGAACACGGCUAUGAGCAUCGUGGUCUGCCUGUACGCCGCCGUGGGCUUCUUCGGCUACCUCACCUAUGGAUCCGCGGUGAAGGGAUCCAUCACCUUGAACCUGCCCAACGAGGACGCGCUGGCCCAGACGGUGCAGAUCCUGAUGGCCCUCGCGGUGUACAUGUCCUACCCGCUGCAGAUGUACGUGCCCUACGAGAUCCUGACUCCCUCCGUGCUGCAGAAGUUCGCGCCGCCCGAGACAGCCAGCCGAACCCGCGUGAAGGUGGUUGAGUACACCUUCAGGACUUGCUGUGUGCUGCUCACCUUCGCGCUGGCCGCCGCCAUACCCAACAUCGGUCUCUUCAUCUCCCUGGUGGGCGCCGUGAGCUCGUCCACUCUGGCCCUCAUCUUCCCGCCCAUCAUCGAAGUGGUCACCUUCUGGCCUGACACGGGGCGCUACCACUACAGGGUCAUCAAGGGCUUGCUGAUCGGCGUGUUCGGCUUCAUAGGCUUUCUGACGGGCACCGUGUCCAGCGUGCAAGCCAUCAUCGACUUCUUCGUUAACGGGGAGUAGCGUGGUCAGGUCAGGUCAGGUCAGGUGGAGCAGGUCACGAGUGCAUGGGUUUCAGAGAGAUGAGUCAGGAAUGUGUUGAACAGGUUAUUUUGAGAAAGGGUUAUAGGAGUGUGUUGUGAACGUGGGUUGUGAACAGGUUG
Messenger RNA from Eriocheir sinensis (Chinese mitten crab), 1510 nucleotides. RefSeq names its product proton-coupled amino acid transporter-like protein pathetic. Gene Ontology annotation, molecular function: amino acid transmembrane transporter activity. Gene Ontology annotation, biological process: amino acid transmembrane transport. The record is from RefSeq and is a predicted model, not a curated record. The transcript is spliced from 9 exons. Lineage: Eukaryota; Metazoa; Arthropoda; Malacostraca; Decapoda; Varunidae. The coding region runs from base 126 to 1370 and encodes 414 amino acids. Gene Ontology annotation, cellular component: vacuolar membrane.